GUUGUUAAAACAGGGUUGUUUUCCGCUGCAUAAAUGGACAUUUAAUUGCGACGUAUCUCCUGAAAUGUAUAAAGACCUAAACAUUGAUGUAAAUCAUUCAUCCAAAACGUUAGGUUUAGGCUGGUGUACAAAAAGGGAUGAAUUUUAUUUUACAACUAAAUUUACAAAAAAUUACUCGAUAGUUACGAAGCGUGUCAUAUUAUCCACCGUUGCACAAAUAUAUGAUCCAUUAGGUUUAUUAACACCCGUAGUAAUCACAGCUAAAUCAUUGUUACAAAAAUUGUGGCUACAAAAAUUAGAUUGGGACGACGAAGUUCCCGAAACCAUAGCGAUUGCAUGGCGUAAGUUUCUGUGUGAUUUGCAACAUUUGCAUAAUAUUAAAAUACCUCGUUGUGUUAUUGAUGACAAUAGUUACAAGGAGCUUCAUAUAUUUACUGACGCUUCUCAAGAUGCCUACGGAGCGUGCGCGUACGUUAGGUUGUGUAAUAAUAACGGUACUUUACCAGUUUCAGUGCAUUUAUUGUGUGCAAAAAGUAAAUUAGCACCGAUAAAGAUAGUAAGUAUUCCGAGACUCGAACUGUGCGGGGCUUUGGUAGGUGCGAGAUUAUAUAUUAAAAUAAAACAAUCCCUACGGUUAAAUUUCGAUAAAAUAUAUUUUUGGACUGACUCAACUAUUGUGCAAGGCUGGUUGAGUAUGUCGCCGCAUUUACUUAAAACCUUCGUUCAAAAUCGCGUCGCACAAAUAAAUGAAUUAACGUGCGAUACAAUUUGGCGACAUGUUAAGGGAACCGAUAACCCUGCGGAUAUUAUAACUCGCGGCACGACGUUAGACACGCUGAAGUAUGAUAGUAAUCAUAAUUGGUGGUGUGGCCCUGCCUUCUUACGCGAUAUAAGUAGUAAGUGGCCAGACAAUAAUAAAAUAUUUAUUUCGCCAUAUAGUGAGUUGCCUGAAAUUAAACAUAGCGCUGUUAAUUUACAUUCUACUCAAUUAUGUUCAAUAUUUGAUUUUGAACGUUAUUCGUCAUUUAUUCGUUUGCAAAGGGUUUGCGCAUAUUUAUUGCGAUUCAUUGAUAAUGUCAGAGUGCCUAUUGUCAACGGCAUUCGUGUGCGACAAACCGGUUCCUUAUCUGUAGAUGAGUUACAGCGAUCACUUGAUACAUUAACACGGUUUGCUCAACAAGAAUCAUUUAGUGAGCAAUAUUAUAGAUUAAAAAAUAAGUUAUCAUUAAAUAAUAGUAAAAAUAUUAAAAAUAAAUUGAUAUAUAAUAAAAUAGCCGGUUUAAAUAUUUUUCUAGAUGAAUCAAAUAUUAUUCGUGUCGGUGGUAGGUUAUCUAACGCGAAUGAAUUUGAUUAUAAUAAAAAACAUCCCAUAUUGCUUAGUGGGAAGCAUCGAUUUUCAAGAUUAUUAUGUGAAUAUGAACAUAAACGAUUGCUUCAUGCUGGACCUCAACUUCUAGUAUAUUCCAUGCGUGAAAGGUGGUGGAUUUUGAGGGCUCGCGAUUUAGCUAAACAAGUUGUUCAUAAUUGUAUCGUAUGCAAACGCAUGAAAGGCAGGACAUUGACCCCUCUUAUGGGUAACUUACCUUCGGAAAGAUUAGAACAAAAUUUUCCUUUUAUGAAUUGUGGUGUUGACUAUGCCGGGCCACUGCUCAUAUUGGACCGCAAAGGCAGGGGUGCAAAAUUAAUAAAGUCAUACAUUUGUUUAUUCGUUUGUUUUAGUACAAGGGCUAUACAUUUAGAACUGGUAGGUAGCUUGAGUACACAUGAUUAUAUUUUAGCAUUAAAUCGGUUCAUAGCACGGCGUGGAAAGCCUUAUCAAAUCUUUUCAGACAAUGGAAAAAAUUUCGUUGGUGCUGAAAAAGAAUUAUCAGUAAUUUUUAAUAAUGGUAGUGAUAUUUCUGAUUUUCUUAGUCAUAAUCAAAUUCGUUUAACAUUUAUACCACCGUACAGUCCUCAUUUUGGCGGGUUGUGGGAAGCAGGAGUCAAGUCCUGUAAGCAUCAUUUGCGGCGGGUGCUGGGCAAUGCUAGGUUAACACGUGAAGAGUUUGAAACGGUAUUAACGCAAAUUGAAGCCGUCCUGAACUCUCGCCCUCUGUCUCCUCUGUCCUCAGAUCCUCAUGACUUUCUCCCACUUUCUCCAGCCCAUUUCCUGAUCGGUCGACCACUAACUGCACCUAUCUGCGAAAACCUGACGAUGAUUAAGCCUACGCGAUUGGGACGCUAUGACCAUGUGGAGCAACUUCGACAACAUUUUUGGCAGCGUUGGUCGAAAGAAUACAUUUCAGAGCUUCAACAGCGAAUUAAAUGGAAAACCAACAAUGAGGACCUCAAACAAGAUAGCUUAGUUCUGAUCAAGGAGGAUAAUGUUCCCCCUUUAAAAUGGAAACUGGGUCGAGUGACGCACGUCUUACCGGGGACUGAUGGGAUUUCCCGAGUGGCUGAAAUACGGACAGCGCACGGCAUCAUACGUCGAUCUUUUGCAAAAAUUUGCCCGUUAUACCCCUCAUGAUCCAGCUUCACUGACGAGUGCUUCAUGUUGGAAGCCUUUCCUGAGUUCUUCCAAGGCGGGCGGUAUGUUCAACAACUAUGAAGUGAGCGUCGUUCAGCGGUGUGGCGGCAACACCGGUGGCACCGGCGGCAACUUCACGUUAAUGUGAAACAAAUUUGCUUAAUCAUGUAACCUAAUGUCAUUCCUUUUGUAAUCUUGUAACGGCACACACAAUGUAAUCGUUUUAA
Messenger RNA from Colias croceus (clouded yellow), 2736 nucleotides. RefSeq lists its product as uncharacterized. The record is from RefSeq and is a predicted model, not a curated record. Gene Ontology annotation, biological process: DNA integration. The coding region runs from base 65 to 2509 and encodes 814 amino acids. Gene Ontology annotation, molecular function: nucleic acid binding. The transcript has a single exon. Lineage: Eukaryota; Metazoa; Arthropoda; Insecta; Lepidoptera; Pieridae.